AUGGUUGGAUCACCAAUCGACCCACCCCCGUCGGGUUCCCCGGGGCGCACGAAAGCUGCCUCCCCUGCCAGGUCCAAGACUGCAUCACCAGUGAGAUCCAAGACUGCCUCUCCGGCCGGACCUGGAUCUCCUCAGAGCAAUCACGAGAUUGAGACAGGUGACAUUGAGGUCGACGAUGAGGGCUUGGGAUCUGACACUGCAUCGACCAUUGAUAGUCGUUGGUCCUCGUAUACGGCAUCGCUAUCUUCAAGCGUUGUUGACUACCCCACGGAGCAUGGCCGCCGCUACCAUGCUUUUCGCUCUGGCACCCCUCUUGAGAAAGAGAAAAUCAAUAGAGUCCUCGACAUAGGAACUGGUACCGGAGUCUGGGCUCUGCAGGUAGCCGAAGAGCUUCCACAUGCUGAAAUAUUGGGAAAUGAUUUGAGUGCCAUUCAACCCACUUGGGUCCUGCCUAAUGUCAAAUUCGAGAUUGAUGAUGUUGAGAGUCCUUGGAUUCACACACGCAAAUUCGACUUCAUUUUCAGCAGAUACAUGACGUCUUCUAUUGCAGACUGGCCCAAGCUGAUGAGGAGUGUCUAUGAAAAUGUGGCUCCGGGCGGCUGGGUUGAGUUCCAGGACUACGACUUGGAGUAUAGAAGCGACGAUGGCUCACUUACUCCACAGCACUCGACUUACAAGUGGCUGCAUAAGUUCUUCGAGGCCUGCAGAAUUGUAGGCCGCGAUCCCAACCCGGGGCCUCAGCUGGAGGGCUGGAUCAGGGAGGCCGGUGAUUACGUGAACGUUGUCCACCAAAAGUACAAGAUCCCAAUCGGGGACUGGCCUAAGGAUCCCCACUACAAGGAAUGCGGCAUGAUCAACGUGAUGCAAGUUCUUGAUGGACUUGAUGCUUUUACCUUUAGGCUCUUCACUGGCGUUCUCGGUUGGACAAAGGAGGAAGUUGUGGUUCUCCUCGCCGAAGUCCGUCGCGAACUGAAGUCGAAGAUUUUCCAUGCCUACUUCGAGUUCCACGUGGUAUACGCGCAGAAGCCAGGGGCAGAGGAAUGA
Colletotrichum paranaense is the source of this 1044-nucleotide messenger RNA. RefSeq names its product methyltransferase domain-containing protein. The record is from RefSeq and is a predicted model, not a curated record. Bases 1 to 1044 code for a protein of 347 amino acids. The transcript has 9 exons. Lineage: Eukaryota; Fungi; Ascomycota; Sordariomycetes; Glomerellales; Glomerellaceae.